Messenger RNA from Aspergillus ibericus CBS 121593, 1692 nucleotides. Its product is annotated as O-acetyltransferase. The transcript has a single exon. The record is from RefSeq and is a predicted model, not a curated record. Lineage: Eukaryota; Fungi; Ascomycota; Eurotiomycetes; Eurotiales; Aspergillaceae. Gene Ontology annotation, molecular function: acyltransferase activity, transferring groups other than amino-acyl groups. Bases 121 to 1608 code for a protein of 495 amino acids.
GUUAUGCUCUAACAGACAAAAUGGAAACUAAUGUCCUGGUAUGACGUAUGCCAGGGCCUUGCUGCCAUAUAAAGGCGCCUUUUCCCCUGCGACACUUAGUGCAAUCUAACCACCGACAUCAUGGCCGCCGAAAUUCCAUCUUUCCAGCCUUAUAUCCUCACCCCUUUGGACCACCUAGUCCCGCCAUCUCAUGCGCUCUUCUAUCUGUCUUUCCAACCUAAACAUCCCUCUGAGGCAAUUACCGCCAUACGCAUGGGCAUUGCGCACUUGGUAUCCCAAUGGCCUUUCCUAGCCGGUAACGUUGCCCGGAUCCAGAAAGGAGAUAAGAGAAAUAUCUCAGAGCUCCAGCCGCCCACAGCAUUCGAUCUUCUUCGAUAUCCCAUCUUACAGGUCAAGCAUCACCAACAGUCCAUCUCGCAUGCAAUGUCCCGACCUGUCAUCAAUGAUGAACUCCUACAUAUUCCGACAAAAGUUCCCAUUACCUACCCCAUCCCUGCCGUGCGAUUUCAAGCCAAUAUCAUGCAAGACGGGAUUGUCCUGUGCCUCGGCUGGCAUCAUCAGGUGAUGGAUGCGGUGGGUGUCUCCAUACUCUUGGGAUCUCUGUCUCGAUGUUGCCGGGGGCUGGAUCAAAAGAACGCCUUGCCUAGGUGGCUUCCGACGGAUACCAAGCAUGAGGGGCGCUCCCGGAGGCAAAUUGAACAAGCCACAACCCCCAACAGAGCUGUCCGGGAAGGGGCAUAUCAUAGAAUAGGCUGCGAAGAAAUCUGGAAAGGCUCUUCCGAGCCACUCGUCUGUCGUCGGUAUGCUAUGCAGACGGAUAAAGUCAACUAUCUCAAGGAUUCAUGCAACAAACUUAUCCAUGACCUCGCUAGGGGUGCAGAAACACGGGAGAAACUAUCCGAUGGUUUUAUGAAAGUUCUAAACGAAAAUGAUCACGUGUCCAGUGACGAUGUGGUUACUGCUCUAACAUGGCUCUGCGUAUCCCGCGCACAUCGCCGAGUGGUAUCACGGCAUUCCUCCGAACUGCCGCGCAUGUCCUCUCUGACCAGGCUUGUGGAGGCUCGCACGAUCCUUCAGCCCCCUCUUCCAAGGAGUUACCUGGGGAAUAGCCUCGUGGCUGCGAGAACCCAGUGCGACUGGGACGAGAUUCCUGCUUCACAGAAAGGCCAUCACAUUGCCCGGAAAGGGGGACAAGUGGACGAGGAAAUAAUCAAUGCACUCUUGAAGCUGGCUCUCAGAUCUCGGGCAAAAUGCAAUUCUAUUGAUGACGAGCACAUCCGUGGCUUGAUAAACCGUAUGAAGAAUUGCGAUGAUUACACUUCAUUAUCGAUUGCUCCUGGUAUUACCAACAUUUCUAGCCUCCGAAAACUGGAUCUAUUUGGGUGGGACUGGGGUUCAAAGAUGGGUCCGAUGGUGGAUUUUGACACUCUCGACGGCCGGACGGAUGGUCUAUGCCUAAUCCUACCCAGCAGGUCUGCAAAUCCAGGGCAAAGCAUUUGGGAAAUCCGCAUUACAUUAUCGUCAGCGGUCAUGGAAGAGUUCGAGAGAGAUGCACUGCUUGGUUGGGUUACAGAAACUGGGAAGCCGAGCGUUCAAGCUAUGAUGUAACUGACGGUAAGGUGCACCCUAGCUUGGAUAUAGGUGAAAGCCGAUGGUCCUUCAUGAGCCGAGUCUAAUUGGGUUUCUACGGAC